UUUAACGGCCGUCGGAGUUUGCUGCAGUCCGCAUUGCGCCGCUUCAUCCUCCCCCUGUUGAUUCACCGGUAAUAUGGCUCUGAUAAAUGCAACAGCAAAUGUCAUACGGUCAUCCUAAUAUGCACAUUUCUUCAAUUAUCCACCAUUGUUGUUGUUUUAUGCACAUGAAACAAAGAAAUAAAUAAAAACAGUCCGCGGAAGGCCCUCCCCUUUUCACGACACCUGCGUCUCGCGCUGACGUCCGACGUCACGCCGCCGUCAGAGACGUACUAAACAUGGCCGCUCCCUGAUUCAAGCCGGACUUUGGGCAUUUUGCGCAGAUUUAACCAAUUUAUAGGCAUAAAUCAAAGAUGAUAUGUACUGAGGAGAAAAUAGAAAAAGUGAUGGCAUCCACUGAUGAAGAGGAAGUGGGGGAGGAGGAGGAGAAAGAGGAGGAGGAACCAGUGCCCCAGAGCACAGACAAGAUUGAGGAAAAGGUGCUGCCGGCUGAUCAACCCAAGGAGAAAAAGGAGGCCGAGGUCCUGAACCUCAACAAUGAAGUGGUGAGGAUGAGGAAAGAGGUGAAGAGGGUGAGGGCUCUGGUCCUGAGGAAGAUGAUGCGGCAGAUGUCUGCCCUGAGGAAGAAGAAGGGUAAAGAGACAGACUUGCAGAGGAAUCAGAGGAGAGCUGACAGGCUGCUGAAGGAGAUCCAUGCCCUGAAAGCCCUCAGGCCAGACGAGGUGACCAAGACAGCCUUGAGGAAGAACCUCAGCUUUGAGCUUGUGUGCAAAAACCCAGAGUCCACUUUUUCUGAGCGGGCCAUAGUGCGCAUCGCCACCCAUCCUCAAUUCAGCAAGAAGAUCGAGGCCAUCAAAGCUGCUGUCCAAGCCUUCAAGGAGGAGAGGGUGAAGGGUGGAAAGCAGCGAGGGAAAAAGGGAAAGGCACAAAAUCAAGCUGAGAAGGCGACUGUGCAGCCAAAAGUCAGCCAUAAAGGAGGAGGAGGAGAAAGAGAUGAUGAGGGAGAGGACGUGGAGAAAAAAGAAAUGUUAGAUGAUGAGAAUGAUGAGGACAUCUUCAGAGAUGGAGUAAGUGCAACUACUGACGAACGCUCAGAAAAAGCAGCUCCAUCAGCUGAAACCAGUACAUUUUACAGCCAGAAAAAGCAAGAGACUAAAACUGCAUCCACAAAAAACACCCAAAUGAAGGACAUUGUGAAAAAUCCACCACAAAGUAAAGCUGCAGAAAAGAAACCCAAUCUUAAGCCUGCGCCUAAAUUGCUUGAGAAAAAGGAAGACGAGGAAGAAAGUGACUUGGACUUGUCGUUAGAUGUCGAGGAGAAAGAGUACUUUGAUGACAGCACAGAGGAGCGCUUCAACAAGCAGUCCUCCCAGUCAGAGGACAGUGAUGAUGAAGACGACUUCUUCCUAGGAAAAGUGAGCAAGGUCAAGAAGAAGAAGAAGAAAAAGGAGACAAAGGAGAAGAAGAGUGGGGCGAAAAGUGACUCAACAGACGUUCUGAAAUCUUCAAAUCAGGGCCAGAGCAAACUUGAUGAACUUGAGUCCAGGCUGAGCUCCAAACCGACUUCGCUUCAGUCUGUCUUCUGUUCAUCUCUGUCUCGGUCGAAGCCGGGAGGGGGCACUCAGGGGCAGGGGGGCAGAGGCAAGAAUAAACCUGAAGGCCAAGGGAAACUGAAGGGUGACAGCCACCCACCUAGAUAUGUUCCUCCCUCUGAGCACCAGAAGAAGGCCAGAAAGCCAGAAGGAAAACCUGGCUUCAGCAGCAGCAGACACCCUGACUCAAGGGGAAGGGGCUCGGCCCCGGCAGGGAGAGGGAGGGGACGGGGCAGCAGUGAUGUCUCUAGGCAACAGGAUCUUAAGCGGGGAGGUGUCUUUUCACAGCGGGCACCGCAGCCAGCACUGCACCCAUCGUGGGAGGCCAGUAAGAAAAGGAAGGAGCAACAGGGACAAAUCCAGGCCUUCCAGGGGAAGAAGAUCAAGUUUGAGGACGAUGACUGAACCUGUUUAGUUCUUUAUGGAGGCUGAGCGCACAAUUUGGGUUGGGAGGGCCACAUGGCUUGUUUGAGUGUCUCGUACAUUAAUUAUUUCUUCUGUGUUUUGUGAAAUUAGAGCAGUGGUCAUUGUAAAGAUUUAAUCCUGUGACAUUGCUGUGAUCAGUCAGGUCGAGAUCAAUCAGGUCGCUUCUAUUUGUUUCUACUAUUUGUCCGUUUGUUUUGUAUAAACAAUAAAAAAAAACUCCCUUA
This is a messenger RNA of Myripristis murdjan (pinecone soldierfish), 2239 nucleotides long. RefSeq names its product serum response factor binding protein 1 (gene srfbp1). The transcript has 3 exons. The record is from RefSeq and is a predicted model, not a curated record. Gene Ontology annotation, cellular component: nucleus; 90S preribosome. Gene Ontology annotation, biological process: maturation of SSU-rRNA. NCBI's taxonomy places the organism in Eukaryota, Metazoa, Chordata, Actinopteri, Holocentriformes, Holocentridae. The coding region runs from base 351 to 1994 and encodes 547 amino acids.